Messenger RNA from Apus apus (common swift), 2654 nucleotides. It is a transcript of the gene SMAD6, whose product is annotated as SMAD family member 6. Bases 791 to 2263 code for a protein of 490 amino acids. Gene Ontology annotation, biological process: regulation of transcription by RNA polymerase II; SMAD protein signal transduction; transforming growth factor beta receptor signaling pathway. Gene Ontology annotation, molecular function: I-SMAD binding; transcription regulator inhibitor activity. NCBI's taxonomy places the organism in Eukaryota, Metazoa, Chordata, Aves, Apodiformes, Apodidae. The transcript is spliced from 4 exons. Gene Ontology annotation, cellular component: heteromeric SMAD protein complex. The record is from RefSeq and is a predicted model, not a curated record.
CGGCGCGAGCCAGCGCGGAGGAGGCGGCGGCGGCCCCGGCGGCGCGCGGGGAGCGGCGCGGAGCGGAGCGGCACCGGCCCCACCGGCCCCAGCGCCGGGACCACCGGCCGCGCUCUGGGAUACCUACAACACGUGCUGACACCGGCCUGCGCUCUGGGUUCUGCUGCUGGGCUGCCGGGGUUUUUUUAAUACCUCUUUUCUUUUUUCAAUUUUUUUUUUUUCAAAUUUUUUUUUUAAUUUUUUUUUUUUUUUCCUUACGAUUUUUGGCCGAAGGGACCCGAUACCUCCCAGCGCCCGUCCCCCGCCGGGGCAUUCCCGCCCCCCUCCCCGCCCGCUCCCCGCGCCCCCGUUGUGCGCUGGAGCCGAGCGCUGCCCCGGGCUCUCCCCGUCCCGCGCCCCCGCCGGCCGCCCCCGCCGCUCCCCGCCUGGCUCCGCGUUGGCAGCCGAUGUAGGGCACGGCGCGGCGCGCCCGAGCCCCAGCGCCGCCACGGGAGCGGCCCCGCACCGCCGCAGGCGUCGGCGCAACCCCCGCGGCGCCGUCUAUGCCCGCUCCGCGCUCCCUCCCCGCCGCCUCCCCCAUGGUGCGGCCCCGCCGCGGGCCGUCGGCGAGUCGCUGGGCAGGGCCGCGGGGAAACGAACCGCCGCGCCGGGUGCUGCGGGCAGCCCUGCGAGGGCGGCGGGUCUGAGAUGAGAUAAAGCCGGCGGCGGAGCGAGGAGCCCCGCGGAGGGGGGUGGCGGGGCGGGGGGUGGCGGCGGAGAGCGACGCGACCCCCGGCCGCCACCGUGUCGUAUGUUCAGGUCCAAACGCUCAGGGCUGGUGCGGCGACUUUGGAGGAGCCGCGUCAUUCCGGACAGGGACGGCGGAGAUGGGAGCGCCAGGAGCGGCCACGACCUCGGAGUCACCGGUAGUUUUAAAAUCCCGGAGAAAAACCCUUCGGCGGAGAUCCGCGCGGUAGCGCGCAGCUUACUGCGGGAGGCGGAGGAGCGGCGCGGCGGGGCGGGCGAGGCGGCUCCGCGCCGCGGGGACCCCAUGGCGGAGCGGCGAGGGGCCCGGUUCCGCGCCCCGCCGCGACGGGAGGGCGCCGAGGGGGAGAGCCCGCGGCGGGCGCAGGAGAGCGACGGCCGGACGGUGACCUGCUGCCUCUUCACGGACCGGGAACCGGGCGACCCCCAGGCCCCCGCCGCCGCCUUUGGCCCCCCCAGCCCCGACGGCGCGACCGACGGCGGCUCCCCGGAGCGGCGGGGCCGGGAAGGGCGGUCGCGGCUGCUGCUGCUGGAGCAGGAGCUGAAGGCCGUCACCUACUCGCUGCUGAAGCGGCUGAAGGAGCGCUCGCUGGACAGCCUGCUGGAGGCGGUGGAGUCCCGCGGGGGGAUGCCCAGCGGCUGCGUGCUGGUGGCCCGCACCGAGGUGCGCUUGGGGGGCCAGGCUGCACCCCCCCACCUGCUCCUGGGCAAACUCUUCCGCUGGCCCGACCUGCAGCACCCUGCCGAGCUGAAACCCCUCUGCGAGUGUCAGAGCUUCGGCGUCGCCGACGGACCCACCGUCUGCUGUAACCCCUACCACUUCAGCCGCCUCUGUGGGCCAGAGUCUCCACCACCUCCCUACUCUCGGCUGUCUCCUAAUGAUGAGCAAAAGCCACUGGAUCUAUCAGAUUCCACGUUGUCUUACACUGAAACAGAGGCUACAAACUCGCCCAACGUCACACCCGGAGACUUCUCAGAUGCCAGCACGUCGCCCGAUGCCGUGAAGAGGAGCCAUUGGUGCAACGUGGCCUACUGGGAGCACCGGACGCGCGUCGGCCGCCUCUACGCAGUGUACGAACAGUCUGUCAGUAUCUUUUAUGACCUACCUCAAGGAAACGGCUUCUGCCUCGGACAGCUAAACCUGGAAAACAGGAGCGAGACUGUGAGAAGGACUCGAAGUAAAAUCGGAUACGGGAUUUUACUGAGCAAAGAACCGGACGGCGUGUGGGCCUACAACCGCAGCGAGCACCCCAUCUUCGUCAACUCCCCGACACUGGACAUCCCCAACUGUAGGACUCUGAUCGUGCGCAAGGUGAUGCCGGGAUAUUCCAUCAAGGUGUUUGACUAUGAGAAGUCCUGCCUCCUGCAGCACGUGGCCGAGCUGGAUUACGCCGACGGGCCCUACGACCCCAACAGCGUGAGGAUCAGCUUCGCCAAGGGCUGGGGGCCCUGUUACUCCAGACAGUUCAUCACGUCGUGUCCUUGUUGGCUGGAGAUUCUACUCAGUAACAAUCGAUAGCAGUCAGCCUCUGACGAGAGGAAAAAGAGGAAAAAAAAUUAAAAAAAAAGAAGACACAGACUAUCCCAAAUAUCAUCUACCUAGAUUUAAUAUAAAGUUUUAUAUAUUAUAUGAAAAUAUAUAUUAUACUUGUAAUUAUGGAGUCAUUUUUACAAUGUAAUUAUUUAUGUAUGGUGCAAUGUGUAUAUGGACAAAAACCAGAAAAUGCACUUUGGCUUAUAUAAUUCUUUCAAUACAGAUUUUUUUUUUUUUUUUUCUAAAAAGAAAAGAAAAAUUAUACAGCAAAAAUAGGAGAAAGCCCUAAUUUUGAUGUAUGGUUUUUUGAAAUAUUAUUAAUACCCAGACAAAAAGCUAAUACCAGUCACUCAUUGAUAAUAAAGUAUUCGCAUUA